AUGCCGUCGCCGCCCAGCAGCAAGAUCCUCUAUGAGGAAGGCACGACGCACGGCGAUCUCAGUGAGUUCCUGACAAACUGUUGGACUGCGAAUGGUCCUGAGAAGAACUAGACUUCCAUGUUUCUAUCGAAAAUCCACUAGAAAAGAUAAUUAUCUGUUUGACACGAAGAAAAAUAUUGAAACAUAAUUAAAAUAAUGAAAACUUCAAAUAAAAGAAAAAAAUGGAAAGCGCGACCGAAAUUCGCAAAGGCAAGGCGCUUUUACGGCCACAAGGCCACCCAACGGAGUGUCGUUCCAUGAAAUUUCAAGUCGUGGCACAUCGACUAUAUUUUAUGGUUUUUUUCGAGUUUGAGGUGUCCGUUUUCAAAAACUAGGAAGUUGUGAAGGUUGAGACUCUCAGAAUCUUCAUCUGGUACAUCAAGAAGUAUUCUGGCAGAUUUUCAGAAAAUUUCCAACCGAAAAGUUAAAUGACUUUCCUUGGGAGGCUGAGGCGAUCUGAGGUACUCCCAUCGAACAGCCUGAGUUCAUUUUGAAAUUUUCGAAACCAAAAAAUAAUAAGACUUUCCUGUCGGUGAAGUGUGGGGUUAGAGUUUUCAUCGAAAUAAAUCGAUUCCAACAACUUCAGCCACCUGGGCGCCGACGUCGUCGGCGCAAGGAGGACGUCGUCGAGCGCGCAAGUCACGACUUCCGUGCAUCUGCGUCGCGGUCACCGCCGUGCUCCUUAUGUUCCUCAUCGGUCUCUCCGUCGGCGCUUUCCUUCAUCAACUUGUCUUUCCCGACGGCGGAUCUCCUCUCGUGAGUCUAGUUGUUGAAUCGGUAUCAGGGUGGGAAAAGUGAGGCUUGGUUUAUUUUGCAAGACCUUGGCCACUUCAUUGAUCACUAUUUCAGGCAUUCAUAUCCUUCUCGGCAUCAUCAAACAAGUCGACAAGACUGGAGCAUGCAGGUAUAGUCAACACCGAAGAGGAAGAGAAAGUUUUGACGGUGACAUCAGAAGAAGUAAGUUUUUCUUCCGGUAUAAAUCUGAUUUACAUCUUCAGAAGGACGACGAAGGAAUGGACGAAGAAAAAGAAGAGACUGAUUCUGAUGAUAAAGAGGAAAGCGAUGAAGACAAAAACAAAGAAGAAGACGACGUUGAUGAAAGAUAA
Molecule: messenger RNA, 1145 nt
Organism: Caenorhabditis auriculariae
Lineage: Eukaryota; Metazoa; Nematoda; Chromadorea; Rhabditida; Rhabditidae
Source: the annotation of a GenBank genome assembly